AUGGUCUGAGAGUACAUAAAUCUCAAGGUAAAAAAUGCGUCUCUGUACUGAAGGGCUGUGCUUCACCUCAACUAUUUCAAAGGGGUUUCAAGUUGAUACGAGUUUUUAAAGUUGUUUUUACUGUUCUAGACGCCGAUUGACAAGAUUUCUACAUUAUCAACAGGAGAAACACUCUUGAAAACCCCGCUAAUCAUCUCUGUGGCCUUGAAAAAUAGUGGUGAGAGAACAAAGCAUCUCUGAAUACGGACCAAGGAGUUGCAACAAGCGUGGUGUAAAUAAACUGAGGGUGGCAUCUGACACCCCAAGGUACGGCUGCAAGAUAGCGCCAGACAACCCUAUAGUGACAGUGACCCAGGCCUGGAGUAUAGUUAGGCCGCCCAGUGCGUAUUCAUUCAUCCAGAGUCUGUUUCUCCCACCAAGCAGCGGGGCACAACUUUCCACUUGCACCAGAUGGAGGAGUCAGCGAGCCAUGAGACAAGCAGAGCCCGGCGGAUACGGCUGCUCAGACAGUUCAGCAAGGUGGCACGGUCGAGUUUGGGCACAGGGCUGAUGGGCACACUCUUCACGUACCCCGCCGUGCUGGUAGAAGACCUGCAAACACACGGCACCUCCCUCUACGGCACGCCACUUAAUAUAGACGGCAUGCAGGACUUAAUCGGCAGUCUUCUAAUGCUCUCCUCGCUACCCGGAGCGUGGCUGACUGGGGCCUUGGCAAUGCGUCUCGGGAGAAGGAAAGGAAUGAUGAUGAAUGGAACUUUUGCAUUCAUUGGCUGGCUUGCUAUGGCCCUCAUUCCUCACGCCGCUGGUAUUCUUCUGUCCAGGUGUAUUUCAGGUGUGGCUGUGGGAGGCAUGACUGUCAUCGUUAACUCAUAUGUGGCAGAGUUGGCGGAUGCAGAUGUGCGUGGGAUAAUGUGUAUGUGUCUCAGCCUCGCCAUCCUAGCAGGCCAGAUCCUGUCAGUGGUUCUGGGUUACUGCGUGCGUUACUUCACCGCUGCCUUUAUUAACGCCCUGGUUCCCGCUGCCUUCAUCCUCUUCCUCUUCUGGCUGCCCGAGUCACCCUCCUACCUCGUGGUCACAGGCAAGGAAGACAAGGCUGUCGAGGUUUUACUGGAUCUGAGAGGACACCACGCGGAUGUGAAGCAAGAAAUCAGUAGCUACAAGGAUUUCAAUAAGCAGCAGGAAGGAAGUACAGGAAGCUGGCGGACAUUAGCGCAACCUGACGUGCUCAAGUCACUAUUAGUGGUUUCUGGUCUCUUCUUCCUUGUGGCUUUUACAGGUUUCCUCGCUGUUAAUUCUUACUCAGUGCAAGUUUUCGAGGCAGCAGGCAGUUCCGUGGACAGCGGCUUGGCGUCUAUAAUUCUGAUGGUUCUGCAGUUUGCAGGAGGUAUUGUCAGUGUCUUCCUAAUUGAUGGUAUAGGGAGAAAAAACACGCUUUUCCUUUGCUUUUCUCUCAUGGCUGUGGGUCUGGGGCUCAUGUCAGCCUACUGCGGCGUGCUGGAGAGUGGCAGCACCACCACCACCAUUAUCACUGCCACCACCACCGCCACCACCACCGCCACUGUAUCAGCCACGCCCCCUGCCGUAGUGGGAAUAGAAGGCUGGGGAUGGGCGCCUCUUGCCUUCCUCGGCUUGUCCCAGACUGCAAUGUUUAUGGGGUUGAAUCUGAUGCCGUUUUUGUUGAAUCAGGAGUACUUUCCCACGGCCAUCAGAGCGCAGGCCUGCAGUAUCUGUUUUACCAUGUGGACUCUUAGCACCUUCACCACACUGCAGUUCUACACGCCCAUGGUAACUGUAAUGACGCAGGCUGGUCUCUACGGCUUCUACUGCUUCUUCUGCGUCAUCGGAAUCCCCUUCACCUUCUUCUUCAUCAGGGAGACAGCGGGGAAGGCCGUGGGGUGAGGGAGGAGACGAAGGGAGUGUCAGAAUACAAGUAGAAAAGUGUAUUUGUGUAGGAAUGUGCAUGUGUGUGUGUUUUGUCUCAUGUGUUUUGUGUUGUUUUAGCUUUUUAGUGUGGUCUUUUGUAGAAUGUAUGUUUUUAAGGGUUGUUGUUGUUUUUUUAAUGUUAUACCUCAAGGACACAAGGGUUGGUGAAGACUUAAGCCAUGUGUUGUCCUUCACAAAGUUGUCCUCGUUGAAAAAUAUGGUUGUCUGUUUUCACCUCUUAUUUCCCGUCCAUUCAUUUGUCUCAGUCUGGAAAAACAACAACUAAUUGAUAUUCUAAAGCGCUUUGUUGCCUCAUCACCAUUGUUCACACACACACACACACACACACACACACACACACACACACACACACACACACACACACACACACACACACGAAGGUAUGAGAGAAUAAAGAACACAUUAUCAGUCAUGCAUAACACUCAUUUUGUCAUUAUUACUUUUAAAUAAUAAUUGAUAAUGUA
This is a messenger RNA of Portunus trituberculatus (swimming crab), 2408 nucleotides long. Its product is annotated as facilitated trehalose transporter Tret1-like. The record is from RefSeq and is a predicted model, not a curated record. Gene Ontology annotation, biological process: transmembrane transport. Gene Ontology annotation, cellular component: membrane. Gene Ontology annotation, molecular function: transmembrane transporter activity. The coding region runs from base 451 to 1899 and encodes 482 amino acids. The transcript has 12 exons. Lineage: Eukaryota; Metazoa; Arthropoda; Malacostraca; Decapoda; Portunidae.